ACACGGAGAGAGAGGGAGGCAGAGGCUGCUGCGAAAGAAGCUCAGCGUUUGCGCGCUGCUGCGAACUCUUUCUGCAGCCUUGGGGGACGAGCGCUCUCUCUCUCUCUUUCACACACACACACACACGCACACACACUCCCGGGUUGGCGCUCUACUGCACAGGGCUGUUGCAAAGUUUCGCCUGCCGAUAUACGCCAGGAUUUUCCUGCUCCGCCGCUGCAACCUUGAACUUUGGCAACGUGGUUGAUAGUAUCGUGGUGUAUCCCGCUAGCUGCUGUUCCAAAGCGCUUGGAAAUCCAGGAGAAAGGGGGGAAGAAAAAAACCGCGAGGAAGGAGGAAAAAAGAAAACCCGGACCCCCCCCCCCCCUUAACCCCCUGCAUUCCAUUCAGCCCCCACCCCCCCGCCCCCAUUCCGCCGCCUCCUGUCCCAAUUCACCAGCAGCCACUGCACAAACAGCAGCGAGAGUGAACCGCCGCCGCCGCCGCUGAGAACAAGAGGGUUAAAAGUGUAGAUUGGAUUUCACCCCGGGAAAUCUAGCGCUCGGAGUGAACUUGAAUCUUUGGCUAUUUAAGGAGGACCGGGGCUGGUUGCGAAGUUGUGGCGAUUCAAAACAGACCUUGAUCCGGAUCCAUCUUUUCCUUUUGGAAGCGUUAGAUGAUUGUAAAAUGAAUAGAUGAAACCGUUGCGCUUUUGAUACUUUUUUCCCCUUUCGGCAGAAGUACUAUCUUAGAGCGAAGUCAUGAUGUAUUCUCCCAUCUGUCUCACUCAGGAUGAAUUUCACCCAUUCAUUGAGGCACUUCUUCCACAUGUCCGUGCAAUUGCCUAUACGUGGUUCAACCUUCAGGCUCGAAAACGCAAGUACUUUAAAAAACAUGAAAAGCGAAUGUCAAAAGAUGAAGAAAGAGCAGUCAAGGAUGAGUUACUUAGUGAAAAGCCAGAAAUCAAACAGAAGUGGGCAUCCAGGCUUCUCGCCAAAUUGCGCAAAGAUAUCCGCCAAGAAUAUCGGGAGGAUUUUGUGCUUACUGUUACUGGGAAGAAGCACCCAUGCUGUGUUUUAUCCAAUCCUGACCAGAAGGGCAAGAUUAGGAGAAUCGACUGCCUUAGGCAAGCAGACAAAGUCUGGCGCCUGGAUCUAGUCAUGGUGAUCCUUUUUAAAGGUAUCCCCCUGGAAAGUACCGAUGGAGAACGGCUCAUGAAAUCCCCCCAUUGCACAAAUCCAGCACUUUGCGUUCAGCCACAUCACAUAACAGUAUCUGUCAAGGAGCUUGAUUUGUUUCUGGCAUACUAUGUGCAGGAUCAAGAUUCUGGACAAUCAGGAAGUCCAAGCCACAACGAUCCUGCCAAGAAUCCACCAGUGUAUCUUGAGGAUAGUUUUGUAAAAUCUGGAGUCUUUAAUGUAUCUGAACUUGUGCGGGUGUCUAGAACACCUAUAACCCAGGGAGCUGGAGUAAACUUCCCCAUUGGAGAACUUCCAGGUCAACCAUACUAUCAUGACAUGAACUCAAGUGUUAACUUACAACGAUCGCUAUCUUCUCCACCAACAAGUAAGAGACCCAAAACUAUAUCCAUAGAUGAGAAUAUGGAACCAAGUCCAACAGGAGAUUUUUAUCCUUCCCCAAAUUCACCAGCUGCUGGUAGUAGGACAUGGCAUGAAAGAGAUCAAGAUAUGUCUUCUCCUACAAUGAAGAAACCUGAAAAGCCUUUGUUUAGCACUACAUCUCCCCAGGAUUCUUCGCCAAGACUGACUUUCCAGCAUCAUCACCCAGGAAUCCCAGGAGUUGCACACAGUGUCAUCUCAACUAGAACUCCACCUCCACCUUCACCAUUGCCAUUUCCACCACAAGCUAUUCUUCCUCCUGCCCCAUCUAGCUAUUUCUCUCACCCAACUAUCCGAUACCCUCCUCACCUGAAUCCUCAGGAUACUUUGAAGAAUUAUUCUUAUGACCCGUCCAGUCCACAAACCAGCCAGCCUAACAGCAGUGGUCAAGUAGUAGGGAAAAUGCCUGGCCAUUUUACUCCAGUUUUGGCACCCUCUCCCCAUCACAGUACGAUGAGACCUGUGACCCUGACUAUGACAGACACUAAGCCCAUCACUACAUCCACUGAAGGUGAGGCAUCUUCACCUACAGCAACCACCUAUACAGCUUCAGGUACCUCCCAAGCCAAUCGAUAUGUGGGAUUAAGUCCAAGAGACCCUUCCUUUCUACACCAGCAACAGCUGAGGAUAUGUGACUGGACCAUGAAUCAAAACGGCAGGCAUUUAUACCCCAGUGCCAAUGAGGAUACAUUGGGAAUUACUUGGCAAAGUCCUGGUACCUGGGCUAGCUUGGUCCCCUUUCAAGUAUCAAACAGGACAUCAAUUCUGCCCACAAAUGUCCAAAAUUAUGGUUUGAACAUAAUUGGAGAGCCUUUUCUUCAAGCAGAAACAAGCAACUGAGGGAGAUUGAAACUGAACAAAUACUAUAAAAGAAAGGAAGAUGGGACAAAAAGCAAAGAAGAAACUGAAGAAAGAAGAAACAUAAACCAGCAAUUGCAGCACUUACAAUCAUUAAUUCCCUUAAGAUUGAAACUGUAAUGGCAAAGCAAGAGCAACCACAAAAAGCGGGAUUGGGGGAGAGGAUCGAUGAUAUUUCACUGAUGCGUAGAAAGAUGCUCCUCCUGAGUAGCCUUUGUUCUAUGAAAUCCACUGGGAAAUAGAUGUUCUGUCUCUGACAAUAUAUUUUAACUGACUUUCUAGAUGCCUUAAUAUUUGCAUGAUAAGCUAGUUUAUUGGUUUAGUAUUCUUGUUGUUUACGCAAUACGCAUGGGAUCACUAUUCCUAGUUAGCUCUCAAAACAAAGGCUAGGAGGCAUCCACAGAACUGCAGGAGAAGGAAGGCCGGAAGCCAUUUUUUUCCUCAGCAAUCUGGUUUCUAAAAGGUUUUUCAAAGAAAAAGAAACAAAUUCAGCUUUUAGUUGUCCACCCCAAUUUAUUUAACUUAGGUCCUUAACCCAGUCUUUUCUUAGUGUGUUAUCCAGUUUAAAUUUUUCAAAAGUCAUUUAAAUAAGCAGGCAUUCUAUAAAAUCAAUGCCUUACUUUGGGUAAAAGAAAGUGUUAUCUUCUCAAAUGACAGUUUAAAAAACCUGAGAAAGACACUAAAAUAAUUCCCCAUGCUAAUGAAAACAUUAGAGGCAAGUGCAAUUUAAAACCUGUAUCUAAAGGGGAUAAUUGUUAUAAGUCCUUUAGCCCUUGGACUCUAAAUUGAGGGGAUUAAAAGACAAGAUAAGUUUCAAAAGUAUUUCGAACAAAUGUAUUUUCCCCCCACUUUUGAAAGGGAGGGGUCAUUAAAAGGCAUUAACUAAAUCAAGACAAAUCAUUUACUUGAGAAAAGGAAAUUAAUUGAAACACAGCACUUAACGUUGAUUUAGCUUCUGCCUCCUUUGAGGUAUCUUAUUUAUUUAAAGUUACUGGUUGGAUCAAGAACCCAUAAAUAAUGGAAAAGGUUCUCUAGAACCUUCAUGACAGAGACUGAGAGGUAAAUCCAUGUCACAGGGGCAUAGCUUCUGGUUUACAAAUGGGAAUGAUGGGUUAUGGGAAGGGGAUGAAAUAUAUUUUUUAAAAAUGCACUCUUUAAAAAGACUAAUGACAGGGUGCUGAAAACUUGCAUGGUGCUCUCAGAAAUUAGCCUUGUUUGACAGAUUUCUCAUAUACACAAUAUUGUGCAUGGACGGAUACGUUUUGCCUCUACGUCUCUAUAAAAGAAUAAUUAAAACUACUCUAUCCAGUAAUCCUAAUUUGCACGAAGUUAUAAUGUCCACAUAACGUGCCUUGCCUUGAAAUCUAAAAAGUGACAUCACUACACUUGUUUUGCUGCAUUUAUUAUCAUUUUAAAUCUGUACCAUUUUUAUGACAAAAUAUUUUGUACUCCAGAUGGGAAAACAACAACAAAAGUGACAUCAUGGAUUUUUUAAGCAGUUAUAACUUUAUCUCACAUUUAUAAAGCAUAUCAUGGCUGUGUAUAGUUGCCGCUUAAAAAUUGUAAUCGACCAGCAAUAUUUUCAGUAUUUUGGUGUUUUUUCUAUUAAUCUUUCAUGUUUUUUCAUCUUCCAAUUAAUAUUGGGGGGAGGGGAUUCAAAUUUAUACAACUUAUGCAAUACCAAGUUUUGCCUAUGUAGGUAGUGCUUUUAGCUGUAUUGGUUAUUAUAGGUAAGUACACAGAUUUAAAAGACAAAAGAUUAAUGUAUGCUUUUUUGUUCGUUCGUUUGUUUGUUUGUUUGUUUUAAUUGACCAAAGUGGGUACUGCUAUUUUUGCAGUGUGAUGAGGUCCUUUUUGUGUACUAAGAGAUGGACAGGGGAUUUUUUUUUUUUAAAAACUACGUACAUAUAUCUAUAUAUUCUGGGAUGGGUGGGGGAGGAUUUUUAACACUUGACAGUGUAGCUGUGAAGGCUGGGUGAAGGCUACAAAGCAACUCUUCUUCCUACUGUGAUUUAAAAACAAAAAAAAAUGGUGUUUUCUUUUAAACUUUCCACCUGGGGUGCAAGCUGAAAUCAUUUCUGGUUUGAAAACAGGCAUAGUGAUAAUGAAAAAUAAAUAAUAAUGGAUUUUAUCGGAGGCAGACCUGAUUUGAGAAAAAAAAAAUCUUUUUUUUUUUUUAAAAAAGAAAGUCUCAAGACCCACAGAGAUCAAAAACCCUGUAAAAUUUUGCAAGUUAUACAUCCGUCAUAUAAAAGCCUAGUUUGAGAUUUUAAAAAUCACAUAGCAUAUACUGCCAAAACAGUGCACGCUAUGAGACAAAAGAUCUUCUAAAGAUGCUAACUGUAUACUAAGUAUUAAAUUGGAUUCAGUAUUUGUUUUCUGUGAGUGGAAGCAUUUCCAGUGGGAAUUCCAUGAUAUCUUCUCCUUUGUCCUUUUACACGAGAUUCUGAUUUCCUUUUCAGAAUUCCCCAGCAUCACUGAUUUCUGUUGUCAGAGGUCAUGUAGGAAUGAAGGACUGGCUCAGUCAGUGACUAAUCAGUCAGUGGAUUGUUUUGCUGGAUCAGAUCCGUGCCGUAACCUUUCUCCCAUAUAGAUCUAGGCUACUAUAUUUCAGUACAAAUCGCCAAGCACAAAAAUGCACACAUACAAUGUGUUUGUGCACAACCUGAUUAGAUACUAAAAUUGGUGAUACAGAAAACUAUCAACUCUGAUGGCUUAAUUAUGGUUUCUGAUGGUUUUCUUCUAUGGAAUCAGAGCCCCUUGCACAAAACUACCACUGUGAAAUUAUUAAUCUCCACACUAUUUCUAGUAGUGACAAGAACGCCAGAGUAGUCAGUCUUAUUUUUAUGCUCUCACAAAGACUAGCUCUUUUCGACCUAACUAGUUGUAAAACUUAGAUUGGGUAAAAAUGAAAAUGAUUUAGCCUUACAUUCAUUUUUUUAAAAUAACGCUUUAUGCAGACAUGGUGUUGAGAGAAUGCCCAUCAGUUGUAUUUUGCACCAGCAGUGAAAGAAAAUCAACCAACCAACAUAAUCCCAUAUUGUCUCCAGGAUGGAAAUGAAUGUAACUACAUAUCUAAUGUUAGUAUUCAUAACUGGCAUAGAUGUAGGUAUUUUGUCCUUGGAGUCUACUGAAAUACAAACUAAAACCCAAGGAAAUAUUCAGUUUGUGUGUUUACUAACACAACAUUUUUAUUUUCCUUUAGUUUCAGCAAACAUAAAUUGAUAGACAGUCCGUUCACUUUUAUAACUUUGUAAAGAAACAUUUUAAACAGUUUCUAAUCUGCCCUUUUCGAGCACCUAUACAAAAUGGGUGAAAAUUAAAAGAGUACAAUUUCCCUUCCAAUAAGUGUAUAAAGUAAAAUAAAAUUAUUUUGAAGAAGAGUAACCCAAAAUAUUGCCAUUAGAGCCAGAGGAACUACUACUAGGUACACUGUCCAAAUUCAUGGGAACUUUCACUUUUUUCAGAGCAGUAUUUCAAAAUGUUUCUCUCAAUUAGAAAUAAGCAAUAUUUAGGGUUGCCAUAAAAUAAAUAAUAAAAAUAAUCCUGACCUCCUCUUUUGACCAUGGCCUUUGGUGCUAGGUGUAAUAUGUCAAUCAAUUUCCACCUGCAAUGCCACUGAAUUAGUUGUAUUGUAGUUGCAGCCUCCUUUAAAAUAGUGCUGACAAUUAUUGAUGCUGAAAGAGAAUCAGAUUCUCUUUCAGAUUUGAUCUGCACCAAUAAAUGCCUUUUUGAGAAAGUUGAUUUUGUAAAGUCUAAGGGCAGUUGUAAAACUGUAGGAUUGUUGGUAAGGUUUGUAUUUAUAGCUAAAGUAAGAAUAAAACCAACUAUAUGUUGGCUCUUUUUCUGAGCCCCUUUGUAAGUGAAUUAAUUCACUAAAUAUAUGGCCGUUAGGAAAAACAGAAAUGUAUAUACAAACACAGAGUUGGUGGGCAUGUUCUUUUAGUUUGUCCCUUAAUGAGGGACAGUUUCAUUAAAAAUGGCAGGAGUGCAGCAGCCACAAUCCAGAACAAAUUUAUUUCAUUGGAAAUACUGAAACCAAGCUGAAUUUGGAUUUUAAAGUGCAAUAGUAUAAUGCAGGGGUGUCAAACUCGCAACGACACAUCGUCAACGUGACAUAACACAACUUUCCCACCCCCUUUGCUAAACCGGGGAUGGGAGUGGCCAGCGUAUGACACAUUCGGCCCACGAGCCACGAGUUUGACACCCCUGGAUGACAGAGAACAUUUGCAAUUCAAUGUCGACAUAAUCCUGACCUUAUGAAUACAUCAAUCAAAUGGAUGUAUUUUUUUUUAAUAAAAGGAAAAUAUUUAAAAGGCUACCUUGCUAUUUUGGAUCCCUUUUCUUGACAUUGAAUUACUUGGUCCUUUGGGCCAUAAUUCUGACAAAAUUUCAGGAUAAUGCUCUCUGUGGGUUUUUUCUGCCUCUUUCUAAUCGAAAGAUCUGUCAUAUCUACAUCUUCUACACUUCUCUCAGAGCUGAGAAUUCCAGUGCAGAACGAAGUGUUACACACCCUCUAAAUCUAAUCUAAUCCCCCUCCUUGAUCAGGAAGUAUAUUCUGACAAAAUCAAGUCACCCCGUUCUAUGUGCACUGUUUUGCCUUUUUCAAUUGCUUUGCAGCCUUUGCCUCUUGGCAGUGUCACACUGAAGUGUUUUUCCCCCUAGAAUGACGUGAACAGUUGAGGCUCGACUAAGGAAAAAAAGGCAGUGAAGGAGACUGUACAUAGACAUGGCAAAAUAUUAAAUAUAGCAAUAUAGUUGUGUGUUCAGGUGGGCAGCUCCAUUUAUAAUAUGUGAAUGAACCUGUGAAGCUGCAAUGAAGAGAAGAACAGAGGAUCUUCUUAAUGGACCCACCUAGCGUGUAGACAGUAAUUUGUACACUGUAUAGUUUUGUUAAGAUUUUUUUUAAAGCACCCUCGUUUGUAAAGCUAAUUUUAGCAAUUAUAAUGGAAAUGUAUGUCAUUUCCACUUCUAACGUAAACAAGAAUCUUCCUUGUUUGGAAACUGGACUUGGGUUAAAACUCUCCAGUUUCUUAAUUUAUGUAUUAAAACAAACAAAAAAAAUCUGUCCGUGUUAUGAGAUAUUUCACUAUGCUUGAAAAGCAUAGGUGUACUGAUCCUUUUAAAAGAAAUUGUAAAUGGAGAAAAGUUAUAUUUUAUGAAGGUUAUUUUGUUGUAUUUAGUAUUGGAAAGUUGGGUUUUGGGAGCAUUUCAGAAUGUUGGAAGCACCACUGUCUUUUUUUAUUAGUAUAUAUGGCCUUUAGCAAAAAAUGUUGUGAUUGUUACAUGAUGGUAUUUAAGAGCAGGUUCACAGAGCAUCCAGGAGAGAAUUUCAGUGAAAGAAAAAUGAAAACAGUACUUAUGUCUCAUAUAGCAGUGUCCUCAGGGAGCAAAAAUUUGGAUUUGCAAUUAGGAGCUUCGUAAGGACUUACUGAAUGAGAUUGCACAAGGAUAUACCAAGCUUUGUCAACAGUGCGUGUCCUGUAUCUAAGUCAUUCUAAAUUUUGUAUACUAUGUGAGAUUGAAGUCUGAAUCCCACAUUUGAUGUACAGUAUUCACCCUUGAGAAAAGGAAGAAAAAAAAAAUGUCUACACCCGUGCUGGCAUUAAUGCCUCCAGCAUGACAUUGAUUCUAGUUUACAUGUUCCUGCCAAGGUCUUUUGUUAACAUUUGCCAGCUGCAUGCUUCCUAGGCUUUUAUUUUUUUUAUUGGGUUUCUAUAAGAGAUGCUAAACGAAAAACAAUGCAGGCGAAUCAUGUUGAACAGAAAAAGCUCAAAAUUGAAUGUCCUACUCCAUGCGGAAGGAGCUGAAACCUGCCUCCUUCAUAUUUGCACUUUCUGAGAGUUCCCCUGUUUUUUUCUAUCUCCUCAAAAUGUUGUGGGUGUGUUGGAGCCCCACAGUCAGAGGAUAACACGGACCACUGGGUUUGCCCUUUGACCCAGCACAAUGACCCUUGCAUCAGCCAAACCUAUUGCCAUGACAACUCUUGUACUGUUUCCAUGCCACAGCUCUAUUGGUCACAUUUGUUAAUAGCAAAGGGGACAAAGCAGGAGACGGUCAAUUUAUACAUUUUUGUUGCAAUUUUUUUCCCUCAAUGGUUGUAAGUAGUUUUUUUAUAUAUAUAUAAUAAAAGGGUUCACUAGUUAUUACUCCUUAGGAUUAUCUGUGUGUUGCAAUUAAAAUGUAUGUUGACUUUGUGAAAGGGGCUUCAGUGGCACUCGCCACCCCCCGUGCUCAUUCAGGCCUCCGUUGCGUUUAGUGCUCAAAAUCUUUCCGGGAAGACCCGAAACAAACGCGGCAAGCAAAAAGCAACGGACAACAGCGAGAGCCAGUGCCACUGAAUCCAGUCUUUGUAUUACUGUAUUUUUGACAGAAUGGUUUUGAAAACUGUGCUACAGGGACUGAUGUGGCAAAAUAUGUAUCUAUAUGCAGAAGGACUUUUUUAAAAAUAAAAAAAGAAGUAUGGCUUAUUAUGCAUUCUUCAUAGAGGGCAUUGAAGUUGCAUGGACUCGUGAGAAGUUGAUGCAAAAUGAGAGAGAGAAAGAGACAAAAAAAAAAACCAGCAAAAAAUGUUUACCAAAAAGAAAAAAAAGUGAGAGAAAUUUAAAAAAAAAUGACCAG
This is a messenger RNA of Pseudonaja textilis, 9077 nucleotides long. RefSeq names its product nuclear factor I B (gene NFIB). The record is from RefSeq and is a predicted model, not a curated record. Gene Ontology annotation, molecular function: DNA-binding transcription factor activity, RNA polymerase II-specific; RNA polymerase II cis-regulatory region sequence-specific DNA binding. Gene Ontology annotation, cellular component: nucleus. Gene Ontology annotation, biological process: regulation of transcription by RNA polymerase II. NCBI's taxonomy places the organism in Eukaryota, Metazoa, Chordata, Lepidosauria, Squamata, Elapidae.